Molecule: messenger RNA, 885 nt
Organism: Camellia sinensis
Lineage: Eukaryota; Viridiplantae; Streptophyta; Magnoliopsida; Ericales; Theaceae
Source: RefSeq, a predicted model, not a curated record
AUGAAUGGUCCCAACUCCAACACUGAUCAGUCUGCUCUUUUAGCCUUCAAAUCCCAUAUCACUUUCAACCAUCCUCACAACAUAUUGGCAAAUAACUGGUCCUCAGCCACCUCUAUCUGCGACUGGAUUGGUGUCUUUUGUGGCAAGCACCACCGUCAAGUGAUAGCCUUGAAUCUUGCAAACCUGGGUCUAGGAGGCACCAUUCCACCCCAUAUAGGAAACCUCUCAUUUCUAUCCUACUUUAACAUUAGCAACAACACUUUCCAUGGUCAGCUUCCCGGUGAGAUAGCUCGAUUGCAUCGACUAAAAGUUGUCGACUUCAAAAUCAAUAACUUCAAUGGAAGUGUUCCGGCAUGGUUUGGAAACUUACCCAAGCUUCAGUACUUGCGUCUCAGAAACAACAGUUUGAUGGGUUCGGUUCCAGCUUCCAUUGGCAACACAUCAACGUUAGAGUCUCUCGAUUUAAGGUACAAUUUUCUGGAGGGAAGAGUUCCCGAAGAGAUUGGUUAUCUUCCUAAACUGAAGACGUUAUUCAUGCGAUUUAAUCAUUUUUCGGGGUCUAUACCCCCAACCAUCUUCAACGUCUCAUCACUUGAAUUGAUCGAUUUCACAUAUAAUAUGUUGUCUGGUAGUCUUCCGGAGGAUUUGUGCGUUUUUCUUCCGAAACUUGAAUUUCUCCGUCUUUCUAAGAAUGACGGCCAAAUUCCAACAACUCUAGGUGAAUGUAGACAGCUCCAAAUCAUAUCAUUGUCUUACAAUAAAUUCAGUGGGUUUCAUUCCAAAGACAAUCGGGAAUUUGACUUUGCUUCAAAUUUUGUAUCUUGGUGUAACAACUUUAAAGUUGAUAAUAUCGGUACUAGUGGUUUUGACGAAGAUGAUUGUUGA